GGGGGCGGAGAUGAGCGGUGUCCCUCCACCUCCUCCAAUGGAAAUGAGGCAGAGGCGGGCCCAGUGGCGAGAGGACCAUGGCGUGGACACAGCUGAAAAAGCGGGCCCAGGAUGCCUUGGUCAUCCUGGGGGGUGGAGGACUGCUCUUCGCCUCUUACCUGACGGCCACGGGGGAUGAGCAUUUCUACGCUGAACACUUGAUGCCGACUCUGCAGGGGCUGCUGGACCCCGAGUCAGCCCACAGGCUGGCUGUUCGUGUCACCUCCCUGGGGCUCCUUCCUCGUGUCACAUUUCAAGACUCCGACAUGCUGGAAGUGCGAGUCCUGGGCCAUAAAUUCCGAAAUCCAGUAGGAAUUGCCGCAGGAUUUGACAAGCAUGGGGAGGCUGUGGACGGACUGUACAAGAUGGGCUUUGGUUUUGUUGAGAUAGGCAGCGUCACCCCAAAACCUCAGGAAGGAAACCCCAGGCCGCGAGUCUUCCGCCUCCCCGAGGACCAAGCCGUCAUUAACAGAUACGGAUUUAACAGUCACGGGCUCUCGGUGGUGGAACACAGGUUACGGGCCAGACAGCAGACGCAGGCCAGACUCACAGAAGGUGGGCUGCCACUGGGAAUAAACCUGGGGAAGAAUAAGACCUCGGUGGAUGCUGCCUCGGACUACGCAGAGGGGGUUCGAGUCCUGGGCCCCUUGGCUGACUACCUGGUAGUGAACGUGUCCAGUCCCAACACUGCAGGGCUGCGGAGCCUUCAGGGAAAGGAUGAGCUGCGCCACCUGCUGACCAAGGUGCUGCAGGAGAGGGAUGCCCUGAAGGGAGCGCACAAGCCGGCCCUGCUGGUGAAGAUCGCACCCGACCUCACGGCCCAGGACAAGGAGGACAUUGCCGGGGUGGUGAGAGAGUUGGGCAUCGAUGGGCUGAUUGUGACGAACACCACAGUGAGUCGCCCUGCCAGCCUUCAGGGUGCCCUUCGCUCCGAAACAGGAGGGCUGAGUGGGAAGCCCCUCCGGGACUUAUCGACGCAAACCAUCCGGGAGAUGUACGCACUCACCCAAGGCAGAGUUCCCAUCAUCGGGGUUGGCGGUGUGAGCAGCGGGCAGGACGCACUGGACAAGAUCCAGGCGGGGGCCUGCCUGGUGCAGCUGUACACGGCCCUCACCUACUGGGGGCCACCUGUGGUGGGCAGAGUCAAGCGGGAGCUGGAGGCCCUUUUGAAGGAGCAGGGUUUUCCCAGCGUCACAGACGCCAUUGGAGCAGACCAUCGGAGGUGAGGACACUGUUGGUGGGAAGCCCGGUCCAGACGCUUCUUCCCACUAAGUCAGGCGAGCCUGUGGCUGGAUUGAGAGGGAGGACUGUCUCAGGCCACAUCCGCAAACCACAGGGGCCCCUUCUGUGAGGCCAGGAGGACUGUGAAAGCCACUUGCGAGGGUCCCAGAAUCAACACAAAGCUUUCUUCAGUCACCUGCCAGGAGGAACUGCAUCCGGGACCUUUUCCAGACUCAGGUCCCAGGAUCCUUUCAUAUCCUGAGGACAUGAGAUAUUUGGGGGCCGGGGGCUCAUGGAAAAAAUAAAGCAAUUUAAAACCUG
Messenger RNA from Myotis myotis, 1581 nucleotides. It is a transcript of the gene DHODH, whose product is annotated as dihydroorotate dehydrogenase (quinone). The record is from RefSeq and is a predicted model, not a curated record. Gene Ontology annotation, biological process: 'de novo' pyrimidine nucleobase biosynthetic process; pyrimidine ribonucleotide biosynthetic process. Lineage: Eukaryota; Metazoa; Chordata; Mammalia; Chiroptera; Vespertilionidae. The transcript has 9 exons. Gene Ontology annotation, cellular component: cytoplasm; mitochondrial inner membrane. Gene Ontology annotation, molecular function: dihydroorotate dehydrogenase activity. Bases 78 to 1265 code for a protein of 395 amino acids.